UUCACUCGACAGAAACAAACAAGGAGAAAAUGUUCGGGGUUGUUUUCCCCAACCGUAGCUUCCCAAUGGACAUCACCUCCUUCUCCCAGAUCGACACUUUCCAUUGGGUCCUCGACAUGAACACCUUCGUAGGUGAGGCGUACGAUCAGGUUCGUGAAAUGUGCAUAUUCCUAUUAAACGGCUUCCAGCUGCCGCCGGACAAAGCCCUUGCCGUUUACAUCCAGUCUCCCGGCUCCGCCUUCUUCUUCUGCGGCGCCGUCACCGUCGCUCGCCCCUCGGCGGUGCUCGCCCUCCCAUGGCCGGAGCCCGGCGACCAGCUCCAGCUCACCGCCGACGCGGCACAGCUCUCCGCCAAGAUCGGGGUCUCCGUCGAGGACCUGGCCACGCUGCCGUCGCUGGACGUCACCGCCGAGAAACGAAUUGAGCGUCUGGCGAUGAAGGUUGGGGAGAAUCUGUUCAAUUUUAUGCAGUCGUUUUGUGGCGUCGAUGGCUCCAAGCUGGUGGUGCCCAUGGAUAUAUUGGAUCGGUGGUUCAAGAAGUUCCAGGAGAGGGCAAAGCGAGACCCCGAGUACUUGAAGGGCUUCGUUUUGUAAUUAGGGCAUGCAGGCAGAGUUGAAUCAUGGAUACAAUGGAUAGGAGUCUUACCUAAGAACCCAAUGUAGCUUAAACUAUGGUAAAAGGUUGUUUGAGUGGUCAUUUGGAUUAGGGGUGCCUCUACUGUGGUAACUCUUUUAUUCACCAAAUUUGGCCAUCUGUGUAUGAAUUGUUAAGUCUUCUAUUUCAUCUUGUAAUGGAAUUACUUGGCACCAGUUUUAUUAAAUCUGGACUUUAACAUUGUGAAUUUGUACUUCUGAUGUUGUUGAAUGACAUGAAUCUUGUUACGGUGAUUCAUACC
Messenger RNA from Fragaria vesca subsp. vesca, 895 nucleotides. Its product is annotated as protein Hikeshi-like. Gene Ontology annotation, cellular component: cytosol; nucleus. The transcript has 3 exons. Gene Ontology annotation, biological process: protein import into nucleus. The coding region runs from base 30 to 593 and encodes 187 amino acids. Gene Ontology annotation, molecular function: nuclear import signal receptor activity. NCBI's taxonomy places the organism in Eukaryota, Viridiplantae, Streptophyta, Magnoliopsida, Rosales, Rosaceae. The record is from RefSeq and is a predicted model, not a curated record.